Molecule: messenger RNA, 446 nt
Organism: Anolis sagrei ordinatus
Lineage: Eukaryota; Metazoa; Chordata; Lepidosauria; Squamata; Anolidae
Gene: NDUFA1
Product: NADH:ubiquinone oxidoreductase subunit A1
Source: RefSeq, a predicted model, not a curated record
UAGCGACAGCAGCGGAAGUGACGCCAGGGCGGAAGAGAAGGAGAGAAGCGUCUUCUGCCCUUGCAUUCCUGAGGAGAAGACGAUGUGGUACGAGAUCCUUCCCAGCCUGACGGUGAUGUACGUCUGCCUGACCAUCCCGGGCUUCUCCACCACCUUCAUCCACAAGUUCACCAACGGGGGCAAGGAGAAGCGCAUUGCCCGGAACACCUACCAAUGGCACUUGAUGGAAAGAGACAGGAGGGUUUCUGGAACCGACCGUUACUUCGAGUCCAAGGGCUUGGAGAACAUUGAUUAAAACCUAUGGAUCUUGGACUGUUGUUGCUCGGACAUGGAUUUUGUUGAAGUGUAUCGACUGUGCGCUUGGGAAGUGGAAGAAAAAGAGAGUCUACUAAUGAUCAACAUUGAAAUCUAUCAUAAUAAAUAUUAAUAAAUUAUAAUAAAAGAGA